CGGACUUUUUAAGGGCUUUUUUUCCUAGUUAGCGAUGUGCAUUUCUAACUUUUGACGCGCAUCUGUACGUUUCAGUGGUGUGGAGAGACAGAUGAAACCUCGCGUUUGAAUGAGCAAAGCUUUUUCUGAUGCAUUUCGAGAAGUUUUCAAAGUUGGAACUAUUUUAUGCUGGUAUUGUAGCUCAUCUUUAAGUUUUUUUUUUCACCCCUUGUCCUACCUGUAUUUUUUGCGCGCGGGAUUUAAUUGGCUGUGGACAAGACGCGGAUACAUAUUUGUUUUUCAAAUAGCUUACGCAUUAGUUUAUUUUGUUGUUUUUGCAUAUAUAUUUUUUUCUUUUGUUAUUGGGCUGCUCUCAGCCUCAGAGGAUUUAUGAUGCGGUGGGUGAAGUAUUGGGGGACAGUGGCUGUGCUGUGCGGGCUGCUGUGCUGUGCUGUGAAUGGAUGCCCGCAUAAGUGCAGUUGUUCGGGCUCUCAUGUGGAUUGUCAGGGUCAAGGCUUCAGGACGGUGCCCAGGGGAAUCCCGAGGAAUGCAGAGAGACUGGAUCUGGACCGGAAUAAUAUCACCCGGAUCACCAAAGUGGACUUCUCUGGCCUCAAGAACCUGCGCGUGCUACAUCUGGAGAACAAUCAAAUAAGUGUGAUCGAAAGAGGAGCAUUUCAGGAUCUCAAACAGCUUGAGAGAAUCCGCCUGAACCGGAACCGGCUGCAGGUCCUGCCGGAGCUGCUGUUCCAAUCCACACCCAAGCUGGGCCGACUGGACCUGAGCGAGAAUCAGAUUCAGGCUGUUCCUCGUAAGGCUUUCCGAGGGAUCACCGCCGUCAAGAACCUGCAACUGGACAGCAACCACAUCAGCUGCAUCGAAGAUGGAGCCUUCCGAGCCCUGCGCGAUUUGGAGAUACUCACUCUCAACAACAACAACAUCACCCUCAUCCCACUGUCAAGCUUCAACCACAUGCCCAAACUGCGGACUCUUCGCCUGCACUCCAACAACCUGCACUGCGACUGCCACCUGUCCUGGCUCUCCGAUUGGCUGCGGCAGAGGAGAGGGCUGGCCCCUUUCACACAGUGCAUGGCCCCCGCCCAUAUGAGAGGUCUCAAUGUUCCUGAUGUUCAAAAGAGAGAAUUUGUCUGCACAGGUCCUGCUCAGAUGGAGCCAAGGUCAUGCGCUCCCCAGGCGUCCAUCUGCCCUGCCGCCUGCACCUGCAACAACAACAUCGUAGACUGCCGUAAAAAAAGCCUGACGGAGAUUCCUGCCAACCUGCCUGAGGGAAUUGUAGAAAUUCGUCUGGAGCAGAACAUGAUCAAGAGCAUCCCAGCAGGAGCGUUUUCCACGUACAAGAAACUGAAGAGAAUAGACCUGAGCAAGAAUCACAUAUCCGAGAUUGCAGAAGAUGCGUUUAGUGGCCUGCGCUCGCUCACUUCACUGGUCCUGUAUGGAAAUAAAAUCGCAGAGAUCCCAAAGGGACUGUUUGAUGGCCUGGUCUCCCUGCAGCUGCUACUGCUGAAUGCCAACAAGAUCAACUGUCUUCGAGUGAACACUUUCAAAGACCUGCAGAACCUCAACCUGCUGUCCCUCUACGACAACAAGCUUCAGACCAUCAGCAAAGGCCUGUUCACCCCUCUGCGCUCCAUCAAAACACUACAUCUCGCUCAGAAUCCCUUCAUGUGUGACUGUCAUCUGAAGUGGCUGGCCGACUACCUGUUUGACAAUCCAAUUGAGACCAGCGGAGCUCGAUGCAGCCACCCGCGCCGCCUCGCCAACAAACGCAUCAGCCAGGUUAAGGGCAAGAAGUUUCGCUGCACAGGUGCGGAGGACUACCGCAGUCGUCUCAGCGGCGAGUGUUUCCAGGACCUGGUUUGUCCCGAGCGCUGUCGGUGUGAGGGAACGGUGGUGGACUGCUCCAACCUCAAACUCACCAAAACACCCCCUCACCUGCCGGAGCACACCACCGACCUACGGCUGAACGACAAUGAAAUCUCCGUCCUAGAGGCUACAGGGGCCUUCAAGAAGCUGCCAAACCUGCGCAAGAUAAACUUAAGUAAUAAUAAACUCCGGGACAUCCGUGAGGGGGCGUUUGAUGGGGCCGGAGGUGUUUUGGAGCUGCUGUUGACCGGAAACAAGCUGCAGUCGGUCAGCGGACGGAUGUUCAAGGGUUUGAGCGGCCUCAAAACGCUGACGCUGAGGAGCAAUCAGAUCAGCUGUGUGGAUAACGCCACCUUCACCGGCCUGAGCUCCGUUCGCCUGCUUUCCCUCUACGACAACCGGAUCUCCACUAUCGCCCCGGGAGCUUUCAACACCCUGCAUUCCCUCUCCACCAUUAACCUGCUGUCUAAUCCCUACGUGUGUGACUGUCACUUAGCCUGGCUGGGACUGUGGCUUAAGAAGACCAGGGUGGUUAGUGGCAACCCACGCUGCCAGAAACCUGCCUUCCUGAAGGAGAUCCCCAUACAAGAUGUAGCCAUGCCUGAUUUCUCCUGUGACGGUGCGGAAGAGAAUGUCUGUCUGCCGUCGGCCCCUCGCUGUCCCGAUUCCUGCACAUGCUCAGACGCGGUGGUGCGCUGUAGUAACCGCGGGCUGCGUUCGCUGCCUAAGGGUAUCCCUAAAGAUACAACUGAACUAUAUUUGGAAGGAAACCUCCUCACCACUGUGCCCAAAGAGCUUGCUAAUCUGAAACAACUGACACUGCUAGACCUCAGUAAUAACAGCAUCAGUCUUCUUGCCCCUCUCACCUUCAACAACCUGACGCAGCUCGCCACCCUUAUCCUGAGCUAUAAUCAGAUUCGCUGUGUCCCGGUUCAUGCAUUUGAUGGCUUGCGUUCUCUCCGCCUGCUAACCCUCCACGGAAAUGACCUUUCAACUAUUCCGGAGGGAGCCUUCAGCCACUUGACAUCUCUGUCUCAUCUGGCUCUAGGUGCGAACCCCCUGUACUGUGAUUGUGAGCUGCGCUGGUUGUCUCAGUGGGUGAAGGCUGGGUUUAAAGAGCCUGGCAUCGCCCGCUGCGCUGGACCACCAGACAUGGCCGACCGCCUGCUGCUUACCACCCCUCUCAGUCAAUUCCAGUGCAAGGGUCCAGCAGAUUUGAAUCUGAUGUCCAAGUGCGCCCCCUGUCUGGCGACUCCCUGUCAGAAUAACGGCACAUGUGUGAGUGAUGUCACGGGCUCCUACCACUGCACCUGCCCUUUUGGCUACAAGGGUCGUAACUGUGAGAUCCCCAUUAACGCCUGCAUCAGCCUGCCAUGUGUUAAUGGAGGCACAUGCCACCUCACACCUGGACUGGACGGGCACUACAGCUGUGUGUGUCCGCCUGGGUAUGAGGGCCAGCAGUGUGAGCUGAAUCCUGAUGACUGUGAAGACAACGACUGUGAGAAUAACUCCACCUGUGUGGACGGCAUCAACAACUACACCUGCAUCUGCCCUCCGAACUACAGAGGUGAUCUGUGUGAGGAGGUGAUUGACCACUGUCUGCCCAGGUUUGACCUCUGCCAACACGACUCUAAGUGUGUUCCCCUCAGUAAGGGCUACAGGUGUGAAUGUUUGCCGGGUUAUGUUGGCCAGCACUGUGAGCAGGAUUACAACGACUGUCUGGAGAACAAAUGUCAGCAUGGAGCAGAGUGUAAUGACGCCAUCAACGGAUACACGUGUGUGUGCAAGGAGGGGUUCAGUGGGCUGUUCUGUGAGACUCCUCCACCAAUGAUAUUACUCCAGAAGACGAGUCCAUGUGAUCAGUCUUACUGUCAGAAUGGAGCGCAGUGUCUGGUCGUGGAGGGAGAGCCUGUGUGCCGGUGUCCACCUGGCUCCAAGUGUCAUAAGAUGGUCACAGUGCACUUCCUCGGCAAAGAUACCUAUCUGGAGCUCUCGGGCGCCAAGAUCCGACCACCCAUGCACAUAUCCCUCCAGGUAGCCACAGAUAAGGACAAUGGCAUUCUGUUGUAUAAAGAGGACCAUGACCCACUCGCCCUAGAGCUGUACCAGGGACACAUACGUUUGAUCUAUGAUGUUGCCAAGUACCCCCCAACCACAGUGUACAGUGUGGAGUCAGUGAAUGAUGGUCUUUUCCACACGGUGGAGGUCCUGAUCCAGAAUCAGACGCUGAGUUUGGUGGUGGAUAAAGGGGCACCGAAAAGCCUGGGCAAACUCCCCCGUCCUCCGGCUGUGGACCACAACACAGAACUCUACAUAGGCGGUGUGCCCUCUCUGAUUGACACAGCAGGCCUGCGACCGGGUCCAGACCGUCCAUUACAGUCCUUUAACGGCUGCAUUCAUGACGUACGGCUCAACGGGGAACUCCAGGACCUCGGCGGUGGGCUGGAAGGGGUGGAGGGCAUCUUGCCGGGCUGUCACUCCUGCGGCAUCUGUGCUCUCGGGGCCUGCAGACAGAGAGGAGAGGCAGGCGUGACCUGCGAGUGUCCCAGCGGCCACAGCGGCCCGCUGUGUGAAGAGACCACCUCCCAGAGCCCCUGUCAGAGCAAGCCGACGUGCCAAGGAGAGAUGGUCCGUGAGCUGCUCAAGCGUAAUAUGGGUCAUAAAAACUGCACCUCCACCAGUAAAAUGGCUCGGUGUCCAAGCGCCUGCCGCUCGGGCCUGUGCUGCGCCCCCACCAAGAGCCGGAGACGGAAGGUCAGCUUCAAGUGCUCCGACAGAUCCUCCUUUUCUGAGGAGAUGGAGACCACCGUGGAGUGCGGCUGCACAAGGUGCCCAUUGUAAUAUUAGCCAACCUUCCCCCCUCGUCCCAAACCUGGAGAAGAAGACGGAGAGGAAAAGAAAAUAUAUUGUAAAAUAAAAAAAACACAAAUAGAACUUAUUUUUAUUAAGGGAUGUUUUUUUAAAGAAAGAGACUGCUUUUAUGAUGUUGCUUAUAUGAAACGUAAUUUUGUAUCGUCGGACAAAAUCACACAGAUUAACAUUCCUGAAAAUAUACGAAUGAUAUAAAUAUGUAUAAAUCUAUAUAAAUGUACAACCUAACCUGAGAAUUAAUUCGGUCUGCGUAUUGCAUGUCUGUUGUGAAGUGUGAGAGCGGAGAGAAAUUGUAAUGGAGGAGCUGAAAUGUGCCCAAUCAGGCGAGGACUCUCUAGACUCUCUAACACAGGAAGCGGUGAGCCAACUUCCUGUGCUCUGGUGGCGGCAACAAAUGAACUGUUUCCUAACGGACCUCAGAGACCUCACCUGUGGAUUUCAAGGACGGAGCUUCGAGUGGGAUGGGCUGAUAUUUUGUACUUUAGGUGUUGCUUUGCAAAGCUCAUCGGCGUGGCUCUGGUUUACAAGCUGCAACUCAUCGGAGGGAAUUUUUUGCAUGACUGCAUGGAAGAGUUAAAUGUGAACGGUCAGGCAGUAAAGCUAUUGUAGUAACUAUGAUAGUUAAAAGCUCUCUACCUGUUUUAUCUUGUACAGUUGAAAUCCAAAUGCAAUCGUCGCAGGUGAUGCAGGUGACCGCGUCUCUGGUGCAAAGCACUUCAUACUGACGUAGCAUUCCGUCAUAACCGUCCUUUACUAAAAUAUUAAAUGCAAAUGUAUUACACCCAUUACUACUGUAUUGUUUCAUGUGUACCCUUUUUGUUAAAAUUUUUCAGAUGUAACACUUAGUGUCUUACUCAGAGAGCCCGAGGUCUAUAGAUAUUCCCAAGGAAAAGCGAAUCAGUGUUAAUGAACAUUCCUCCUCGUUCUGUCUCGCCCCUGUUCACCACAUACUGUUGUAUAAGGUUGUAUAAGGUAGGAAUCCCCAGUGAACGAUGUAACUGAGCUUGUGCAGGAAGUGUCAUGUUAGCACCUCGAAUCAGAAGACUGGUUGUUAUAUGGUGCAUUUUCUAAUAAUGUUUUGUUAAAUAUGAAUUAGAGAGUGAUGAUUAACUUACA
Sinocyclocheilus grahami is the source of this 5850-nucleotide messenger RNA. RefSeq names its product slit homolog 3 (Drosophila) (gene slit3). Bases 370 to 4704 code for a protein of 1444 amino acids. The record is from RefSeq and is a predicted model, not a curated record. Gene Ontology annotation, molecular function: Roundabout binding; heparin binding; calcium ion binding. NCBI's taxonomy places the organism in Eukaryota, Metazoa, Chordata, Actinopteri, Cypriniformes, Cyprinidae. The transcript is spliced from 35 exons. Gene Ontology annotation, biological process: axon guidance; negative chemotaxis.